AUGUCCACCGAACAAGUUCCACUGUCCGGAUUGCCGGCCAACACUCGCCCUGACAAGGCAAUCCGCAACAAUGGCCCCGUCGACCUUGCGUUGGAACGCUGGCGCAUCGUCGAGCUCGCGCAGGGGUGGCCCAUGUACCGCGAUGCUCGCGAGUGGGAGAACUUCCAAUCAAUCUUCCAUCCCGAGGGCGCCUACGUGUACACCACCUGGACCGGCAAGACGCACAUCGACGACUUUGUCGCAGCAAGCAAAGCCAGCAUGGAGAAUGGCGCGUUCAUCAUGCACCGCAUCCACGGCACUUCGGUCGACAUCCUCGACAACCGGGCGAUCUGCAAGAUGAAGGCUACCAUCACCCAGCGCUUCUCGUUGGACGGCGUCGAGGUAGAUGCAGAGUCGGACUGCCGCUUCUGCUUCUUCUUUGAACGCUACACUGCUGCUGACGGCACACCUAGUUGGGGUGCCAAGCUCGUCCGUCACUGGUACGAGAAGGACAAAUUGAUCGCCGUCGACCCUCGCAAGGUGCCACAGCUGGAUGAUGAGCUGCUGGCCACCUUCCCGAGCGGAUACCGCUACCUUGGUUACUGCCAGGAGAUCUCAAUGAAGGGCAAGACCGACUCGCCACUUAAGGUGAAGCGUGACAUGCCAGGUCAUCGCGGCCCCGAACACGAUGCUCUUUUGCGUGCCGCCAAAACAUGGCUCGACGGCGGUAUGCCUGACGACCUCAAGUGA
This is a messenger RNA of Pseudozyma hubeiensis SY62, 729 nucleotides long. RefSeq names its product pathogenesis associated protein Pep2. The record is from RefSeq and is a predicted model, not a curated record. The transcript has a single exon. Bases 1 to 729 code for a protein of 242 amino acids. NCBI's taxonomy places the organism in Eukaryota, Fungi, Basidiomycota, Ustilaginomycetes, Ustilaginales, Ustilaginaceae.